Molecule: messenger RNA, 1326 nt
Organism: Plasmodium gonderi
Lineage: Eukaryota; Apicomplexa; Aconoidasida; Haemosporida; Plasmodiidae
Product: 26S protease regulatory subunit 6a
Exons: 1
Coding region: 1-1326 (441 amino acids)
Biological process (GO): proteasome-mediated ubiquitin-dependent protein catabolic process
Cellular component (GO): proteasome regulatory particle, base subcomplex
Molecular function (GO): ATP binding; ATP hydrolysis activity; proteasome-activating activity
Source: RefSeq, a predicted model, not a curated record
AUGAACGUAGAAAACCUAUUUGGAAACAAUGAUGUAAAUGUAGACGAGAUAGAAAAGCUAACGAACAGCGAAAUAAAAACGAGGAUCAGUUUGAUCGACACGGAAAUUAAAAUCCUGAAAAAUGAGCACACACGAUUAAAAAAUGAGUACAAAAGUUUGCAAGAAAAGAUCAAGGAUAAUAUGGAAAAAAUACAUCUAAAUAAGAUGUUACCAUAUUUAGUUGCCAAUGUAGUGGAAUCAUUAGAUUUAGAAGAUGAUGAUGAAGAAUCAAAUGAACCCAAAGAUGAAUACGAUCUAUAUGUUAAUAAUUUUAAAGAAAACACAGAUGAAGGGUUUCGUGAUAUUGAUGAUGAAAAAAGAGGAAAGUGCAUGGUUAUCAAAACAUCUACUAGACAAACAAUAUUUUUACCUGUUCCAGGAUUGAUUGAAGCAUCUGAAUUAAAACCAGGUGACCUAGUAGGAGUGAAUAAAGAUAGUUAUCUAAUUAUUGAUAAAUUACCACCUGAGUAUGACAAUAGAGUAAAGGCUAUGGAAGUUAUUGAAAAACCAUCUGAAGAUUAUUCGGAUAUUGGAGGAUUAGAUAAACAAAUUGAAGAUUUAGUAGAAGCAAUUGUAUUACCUAUGUUACAUAAAGAAAAAUUUGAAAAAAUUGGAAUCAAACCUCCAAAAGGUGUACUCAUGCAUGGCCCACCAGGUACUGGGAAAACAUUAUUAGCAAGAGCGUGUGCAUCACAAACAAAUGCUACUUUUUUAAAAUUAGCAGGUCCGCAAUUAGUUCAGAUGUUCAUUGGAGAUGGUGCUAAGAUGGUACGGGAUGCUUUUAACUUAGCCAAGGAAAAAGCACCAGCCAUUAUUUUCAUUGAUGAAUUAGAUGCAAUAGGAACCAAAAGAUUCGACAGUGAAUUAUCUGGUGAUAGAGAAGUACAAAGAACUAUGUUAGAAUUAUUAAAUCAGUUAGAUGGGUUCAGUACAGACGAUACUGUUAAGGUUAUUGCAGCUACCAAUAGACCAGACACCCUUGAUCCUGCAUUACUCCGAUCUGGUAGACUUGAUAGAAAAAUAGAACUUCCUCAUCCAAAUGAAGAAUCAAGAGCACGAAUCUUACAAAUCCAUUCAAGAAAAAUGAAUGUACAUAAAGAUGUCAAUUUUGAAGAAUUGGCCCGUUCCACGGAUGAUUUCAAUGGUGCACAGCUUAAAGCCGUUUGUGUUGAAGCAGGAAUGAUAGCCCUUAGAAGAGGUGCUACUGAAAUUGAUCAUGAAGACUUUGUUGAAGGAAUCACAUCUGUUCUUUCCAAAAAAAAGAGCACAUUGAAUUAUUUUACUUAG